Molecule: messenger RNA, 861 nt
Organism: Paracoccidioides brasiliensis Pb18
Exons: 2
Coding region: 1-861 (286 amino acids)
Source: RefSeq, a predicted model, not a curated record
AUGGCGAACCCCCGUGUGCUCCUCUUAGGCGGGCACGGUAAAAUUGCCCUCUUUCUCACACCCCUCCUCCUCGAUCGCUCCUGGGAUGUAACCAGUGCAAUUCGCAACCCAGAGCAGACCAGAGAUAUCCUGAAACUGGGCAAAGGAAAGAAGGGCAGAGUCGAAGUGUCUGUUUCCAGCCUCGACGACGUGAAGAGCGCCGACGAUGCAAAAGCAAUAAUCGAACGCGUGAAGCCGAAUUAUAUCGUCUGGGCAGCUGGCGCUGGCGGCAAAGGCGAUCCGCUCCGUACCUACACCAUCGACCGUGACGCAGCCAAACACUUCAUAACAGCCGCCUUCAACGACCCCGCCAUCACCAAAUUCCUCCUAAUCUCCCACAUCGGCAGCAGACGCAAGCAGCCCUCCUGGCUCUCCGCAGAAACCUGGAAGCACUUCGAGCACAUAAACCAAGACGUGCUACCAGAUUACUACCAGGCAAAGCUAGCGGCGGACGAGUACUUUACCGUCAUGGCGCGCAAGCGGGCAGAGAUGGAUGACCAGCUCGGCCGCAAGGGGGACCAGAGGUUCCAGGCCAUCCUGCUUAGGCCGGGAGCGCUGAUGGAUGCGCCUGCGACGUGGAAGGUGGAGUUGGGGAAGACGAAGGAGGUGUACUUGGAGGGCGGGGUGGCGGCCAAUGUCAGUCGGGAGGAUGUGGCUAUUGUUGCGGAUCGGCUGCUGGCUAGGGGCGACACGCGGGGUUGGUUGGAUUUGCUGGGUGGGGAUGACGAUGUGGAUGAGGCGGUGGAGAUGGUGGUGAGGGACCGGGUGGAUGCGGUGGAUGGGGAGGAUUUCAACAUGAUGUGUGAGGCGAUUAAAUUGUGA